GCAGGCAACUUUACAUUCAACUCGACCACUCCUUUUAACACCCGCUACAUCUUUUAAUGAAUGUGGCGAUACGAAGUAAUCAAUAAUCCACACCACAUCUCCUCUAUCAAUCGUCAAUCGCCAUCCUCUCCUCAUCGUCGCGAUCUCACCACCUAUACACACCAUGACCGUCUACUCCCUCAUCAUAAUCAACAAGGCCGGUGGUCUAGUCUAUCAGCGCGAAUUCCACUCCGGCCUGCACAAGUUAUCCACAAACGACUAUCUCGUUCUCGCGGGGACGUUUCACGGCGUCCACGCAAUCACCCGCUCCAUAACCCCCCGUUUUCCCCUCGCCUCCACAGCAACAAAUCAAACAACAGCAUCACACUCAGCAACAGCCUCCCUCUCCCUAACCUCCCCCUCCGGCACAACAACCCCGACAACAUCAACACCAACAGCACCCAACAACCCCAACAACCCAGCGCCGUCCUCCUCCUCCACCUACUCCUACCCGAACCCCUCCGUGCCCGCGUCCGGGCUGGAGUUCCUCGAGACGGACAAGUUCCGGCUCACGUGUUUCCAGACGCAGACAGGGACCAAGUUCUUGUUGUUUACGGAUCCGUUUAUGGCGAAUAUAGAUGUGGUUAUGAAGAAGAUUUAUGAGUUGUAUGCGGAUUUUGUGAUGAAGAAUCCGUUUUAUCAGUUGGAGAUGCCGGUGAGGUGUGAGUCGUUUGAUCGGCAUUUGGGGAGUUGGUUGAGGGGGAGGAUUUGAUCGUUCUGUUCAUAUUAGGGUUCCGGUUUCUGGCAUUACGGACUGGCAUUACGGAGUAAUAGAAUCCCAUCGGAAAAGCGCUGGGCGCCUUUAGAUAUUACAUGUGUACCAAGGAGUUAGAGAGAAAAACGUAUAAAAACGCCGGGUAUGCAUCAAAUCAUCCUCAAAGAUACACAAAAAAGAAAGAUUAUCUUCGGUCCCUUUACGCAGUAUCCAUCUUGUCUCCAUCGUCCUUCUUGUCUCCGCUUGACCCCUCCUCGGGAAUGUUGUCCAAGUUGGCCUUGCCUUCUUGUUGCUCGCGCUCCUGUUUCUCCUUCUCCUGCCUGUUCUUCUCCUCCUCGAGCGAUAACCGUAGGGCAAACGCCAACUCGGGGUCGUUCUCGGCGGCAUCCUCAAAUCCAAAGCC
This is a messenger RNA of Aspergillus glaucus CBS 516.65, 1157 nucleotides long. Its product is annotated as trafficking protein particle complex subunit 4. The record is from RefSeq and is a predicted model, not a curated record. Gene Ontology annotation, biological process: endoplasmic reticulum to Golgi vesicle-mediated transport. Lineage: Eukaryota; Fungi; Ascomycota; Eurotiomycetes; Eurotiales; Aspergillaceae. Gene Ontology annotation, cellular component: TRAPP complex. The transcript is spliced from 3 exons. The coding region runs from base 164 to 751 and encodes 195 amino acids.